Messenger RNA from Colletotrichum fioriniae, 858 nucleotides. The record is from RefSeq and is a predicted model, not a curated record. Lineage: Eukaryota; Fungi; Ascomycota; Sordariomycetes; Glomerellales; Glomerellaceae.
AUGAAAGCCCUGCUCGACGCCGGAGCCGACGCUUCUGCAGCCUCCUACGACGGUCAAACGCCUCUGCACAUGGCGGCUGCCGACGGCGGGAUCGAGCAGGUGCGAAUGCUUAUCGAGGCCGGAACCAACGUCAACGCUCGCACCAUGGACGACGAGACCCCGUUGCACCACGCGGCUAGGGCGGGAGAGGAGGAGAUCGCCAAGCUGCUCAUCGCUGCUGCUGGUGUGGAUAUCAACGCCAGAGACUGCUACGGACAGUCGCCGCUGCAUCAUGCCGCUAGUCGUGGGCAUCUCGGCGUGGUCCAGGUGCUUCUCGACGCCGGCGCCGACAUGAGCGCCCUCGACAACAAGGGAGACACGGCCGCCCUGCAUUCCCUCUCGGACGCGCCGGCCUCGGUCAAGCUCAUGAUAGAAAAGGGCGCCGACAUUUCUAUCCGAGGCCAGGGUGGCGAUACGCUGCUGCAUCGAGCGGCCUCGUUCUCGGCGGAGCUGAUUGGACUCUUGCUCGAGGCCGGCGCGGACCUCGAGGCGACGGAUGACGAAGGAAAGACUCCCUUACACGCUGCUGCUGCGUGGGGGGACGCCGAACAUGUUCGGAUCCUGCUUGCAGCCGGGGCUGAUAGGGGUGCGAGGACCAACGACGGCGAGACGGCGCUGCACCUGACGGCGGGGAGUCCGGAUGCCCUGUUCCUGGGUUUUGGACACGAGUCUGAUGCCAAAGCUAGGGUCCUCCUUGACGCCGGUAUCGAUGUGAAUGCGAGGACGUUGUCGGGUCAAACGGCCCUUGAUCGGGCAAGAGAAUGCAACCGCCCAGCUGUUGCGGAGGUGCUUCUUCAACAUGCAAGUGUAGAACCUUGA